AUGGCGCAUAAUUCAUGUUGGCCUAGUUCUCAAAGCUGGCAUCAUUAUUGGCCACCGGCUAUUGUUGGCUUAAUUGCUGUCAUUCAACUUUUUGUUUCAUUUGCUAUUCUUGGACUUCAAUGCGCAAUUAUUCUAAUUGGUAUGGCUAGUCUUUGUGCUAGUUUAACAACAUGGUAUGUUAUGGGUUUUGUUUGUUGGGCGUUUUUCUUUGCAUGUUGGAUUUCAAUAUUUUGUGUCACUUGUUGUAAUCGAUCAUCCGUUGGAUGUGCAACGUAUGCUAUGAUAAAAAACAUAAUAGCAUUCAUCUUCUCAGCUGUACUCAUCGAUUUUGAUCAAAAAUUUAUUGACGGUGAAGGAAUCGUAUACUUGUUAUCAAAUGCGAACAUAAAUUGUUAUUCCUCAUCUGGUUAUGUUGAUUUGCUCGAUAUUUCAGUAAAACUAACUAAGGGACAAUUAGCUGGUGCAGGUAUUAUAUUAGUAUCAUCUCUUGCUUUCGUUUGUAUAUAUAUAUAUGUAUAUAUAAGAUCAAUACUUAAAGAUAAAAAUAAUUCUGAUAAAUAUUCUGCAAGAGAUGAUUAUCGUGACAAUAUACCUUCUUCAGAAUAUGUUAUAACAAAACCACGAUGGCUACUUCAACUGCAACAAACAAACAUGUAUCAAGAUAAAACUUUUUCUAAUGAUUCUCGAGGAACAGGUGUUUGUCAAAGAUGUGGAGCACCAGUGAAAAUAUCUGAACGAUUUUUAAAAGCAUAA
This is a messenger RNA of Rotaria sp. Silwood1, 753 nucleotides long. The record is from the annotation of a GenBank genome assembly. Lineage: Eukaryota; Metazoa; Rotifera; Eurotatoria; Philodinida; Philodinidae.